AUGUCGGACGGUAAGUGUAUGCGUCGUUUCCUUGCUGCCAACCAACUGACUCCUUCCGCAGCCGACUUCGAGACCGUCCGGCGGCUGCAGGCUGAGCGCAAUUCUCAGGCUGCAGGUAAAAAAGGUUCCAAAACCUUCGAUCCAUCUAGUCAGCGCACUGAUUCAUCCACCAAGGUCUCUUUGACCGAGAAUUUCGACACGAGCCUGUAUGAUCGAGAUGGCGGCGACAAAUUCGCGGGAUAUCAUACCUCACUUCCUGUCGAUGGGGACGACGAAGAAAUGUCGGAUGCGGACGACAGUCGGAGACUCAUUGGACAGUACACUGCGACAAACGAGCAAAUGAAGGAGUUUUCUACCGGCAACGGUGUAGAGGAAGAAGACAUUCUGCUUGGACGUGAGAAGUCUGCCAGGAUAGCAGAUCGCGAGACUGAUUAUCAGAAGCGAAGAUUUGAACGAGGCCCUCUCACGCCUACCAGAGCCGAUCCAUUCGCAGCUAACAAACAUGCCGGGGUCGCCGAAGGUGCCACGUAUAGGGAGGUGAUGCAACUGCAAGACCUGGAGCGCGAGGAGGAACGGGUCAAAAAACUCAUCGCUGAAAAGCAGGAAAAUGGCGAUGCGGUCGAGCACAAACCUACGCUAAAAGAUGAAGCUGAUAAGGAGAACGCCGAUGCAGGCUCAACAGUUGAAGCAACAGGCCGGAAGCGAAAGAAGAGGUGGGACGUGUCCAACGACGCUGCUCCUGCGCCUGAUACUGCUGAAACCAAGAAACGCUCAAGAUGGGACCAGGCUCCUGCUCCCGAUGGAGCGCCAGCACCUACGAAGCGGUCAAGAUGGGAUCAAGCACCUGCGCUGGCCUCAGCCGCCCCUGUAGCCCAGACUCCAGCCGCAGCGUUUGGCACUGACGUCUCCGUGAGAAACGCGUCCUGGUCUGACGAAGAACUGGAUAUGAUGCUACCAACGGAAGGAUACACGAUCCUUGAACCUCCUCCCGGAUACGCCCAAAUACGACCAGUCGCUCGAAAAAUCGCUGCCACUCCUACCGCAGCAAGUAGUUCGAUGGGAAUCGGUGGCUUUAUGAUGCAAGAACCAGAAAACCCACGGUCAAUGGGAAAACAACUCCCAACAGAGAUCCCUGGUGUUGGUGACUUGCAAUUCUUCAAGGCUGAGGAUAUGGCUUAUUUCGGAAAACUUGUUGACGGAGCAGACGAAAAUGCCAUGUCAGUCGACGAACUCAAAGAACGCAAGAUUAUGCGCCUACUGCUCAAAGUCAAGAACGGCACACCUCCCAUGCGUAAGACGGCUUUGCGACAACUGACAGACAAUGCUCGGCAAUUCGGUGCUGGUCCUCUGUUCAACCAAAUUUUGCCACUACUGAUGGAGAAGAGCCUGGAAGAUCAAGAGCGACAUCUGCUAGUCAAAGUCAUCGAUCGUGUCCUUUACAAGCUUGACGAUCUUAUACGACCUUACGUCCACAAAAUCCUGGUCGUCAUCGAACCGUUGCUCAUUGAUCAAGACUACUACGCCCGCGUUGAAGGCCGAGAAAUAAUAUCCAAUCUCUCCAAGGCGGCAGGUUUGGCCCAUAUGAUCAGUACCAUGAGACCUGAUAUCGAUCAUGUUGACGAGUACGUUCGAAAUACUACGGCACGAGCUUUCGCUGUCGUAGCUUCGGCUCUGGGUAUCCCAGCACUGUUACCCUUCCUGCGCGCUGUCUGUCGAAGCAAAAAGUCAUGGCAAGCGAGACAUACUGGUGUUAAGAUUGUGCAGCAGAUUCCUAUACUCAUGGGUUGUGCUGUCCUUCCUCACUUGAAAGGUCUCGUGGACUGCAUUGCCGACAAUCUCAGCGAUGAACAGGCCAAGGUCAGGACCGUGACCUCUUUGGCUAUUGCUGCAUUGGCAGAGGCUGCAAACCCCUACGGUAUCGAGAGUUUUGAUGAUAUAUUAAAUCCUCUAUGGACCGGAGCGAGAAAACAACGUGGUAAGGGAUUAGCGGGUUUUCUGAAGGCCGUGGGCUAUAUCAUUCCGCUCAUGGACGAAGAAUACGCAAAUUACUACACCAGCCAGAUCAUGGAGAUUCUUCUGCGAGAAUUCGCCUCCCCCGACGAGGAAAUGAAGAAGGUUGUUCUGAAGGUGAUCUCUCAAUGUGCAAGUACCGAUGGUGUGACGCCCGCCUACUUGAAAGAACACGUCCUCGGCGAGUUCUUCAAGAGUUUCUGGGUUCGACGCAUGGCACUUGACAAGAGAAACUAUCGUCAGGUGGUGGAAACUACCGUGGACCUAGGUCAAAAAGUUGGCGUCAGUGAGAUUGUCACUCGGAUCGUCAACAACUUGAAGGAUGAGAGUGAAGCCUACCGCAAGAUGACGGUCGAAACCAUCGAAAAAGUAAUAGCUUCACUAGGUGCAGCAGACAUAAAUGAGCGCCUCGAAGAACGACUAGUCGACGGCAUCCUAUUUGCCUUCCAAGAGCAAGGCAUCGAAGAUGUGGUCAUGCUCAACGGCUUUGGAACAGUUGUGAAUGCUUUGGGCACUCGCUGUAAACCAUAUCUCCCUCAGAUUGUUUCCACGAUCCUCUGGCGACUGAACAACAAAUCUGCGACUGUCCGACAGCAGGCAGCAGACUUGAUCUCUCGAAUCGCGAUGGUGAUGAAGCAGUGUGGCGAGGAUGCCCUUAUGGGGAAACUUGGUGUGGUGCUCUAUGAGUACUUGGGAGAAGAAUAUCCUGAAGUCCUAGGCUCAAUAUUGGGCGCUCUUCGCUCAAUUGUCACCGUCGUCGGUAUCAAUCAGAUGCAGCCGCCGAUCAAGGACCUCCUACCCCGGCUAACGCCUAUUCUACGAAAUCGGCACGAAAAGGUGCAGGAAAACACAAUCGACCUUGUUGGACGUAUUGCUGACCGAGGCCCCGAGUCGGUCAAUGCCAGAGAAUGGAUGCGUAUAUGUUUCGAACUGCUUGAUAUGCUCAAGGCUCACAAGAAAGGCAUCCGUCGCGCAGCAAACAACACAUUUGGAUUCAUUGCUAAGGCUAUUGGUCCACAGGAUGUGCUUGCCACACUCCUAAACAACCUCCGUGUCCAAGAACGACAGUCUCGUGUCUGCACAGCCGUUGCCAUCGGCAUUGUUGCUGAGACUUGUGCUCCAUUUACCGUCCUGCCAGCUUUGAUGAAUGAAUACCGUGUGCCGGAACUCAACGUGCAAAACGGUGUCCUCAAAUCACUCUCCUUCCUCUUCGAGUACAUUGGUGAAAUGGCCAAGGACUACGUCUAUGCUGUCACUCCCCUCCUGGAAGACGCUCUUAUCGACCGCGACCAAGUACACAGACAAACAGCCGCAAGUGUGGUCAAACAUGUUGCCCUCGGAGUGGUCGGUCUCGGAUGCGAAGAUGCAAUGGUCCACUUGUUGAACCUCUUGUAUCCAAACUUAUUCGAGACCAGCCCUCACGUGAUUGACCGCAUCAUUGAAGCGAUCGAGGCCAUUCGCAUGGCUGUGGGCCCGGGUAUUGUGAUGAACUAUGUCUGGGCCGGCUUAUUCCACCCAGCGCGAAAAGUCCGGACACCUUACUGGAGAUUGUACAACGACGCGUACGUGCAUAAUGCGGACAGCAUAGUGCCUUAUUACCCGAACAUGAAGGACGAAGGGCUACCGAGAGAUGAACUGUAUAUUACACUUUGA
Exophiala spinifera is the source of this 3663-nucleotide messenger RNA. RefSeq lists its product as uncharacterized. The transcript has a single exon. Lineage: Eukaryota; Fungi; Ascomycota; Eurotiomycetes; Chaetothyriales; Herpotrichiellaceae. The record is from RefSeq and is a predicted model, not a curated record. Gene Ontology annotation, cellular component: U2-type prespliceosome; catalytic step 2 spliceosome; U2 snRNP. Gene Ontology annotation, molecular function: mRNA binding. Bases 1 to 3663 code for a protein of 1220 amino acids. Gene Ontology annotation, biological process: spliceosomal complex assembly.